Xiphophorus hellerii (green swordtail) is the source of this 336-nucleotide messenger RNA. Its product is annotated as integumentary mucin C.1-like. The annotation marks the transcript as partial. The transcript is spliced from 2 exons. The record is from RefSeq and is a predicted model, not a curated record. NCBI's taxonomy places the organism in Eukaryota, Metazoa, Chordata, Actinopteri, Cyprinodontiformes, Poeciliidae.
ACUACAACAACCGCUGCUCCAACUACAACCACAGAGGCUCCAACUACAACCACAGAGGCUCCAACUACAACCGCAGCUGCUCCAACUACAACCACAGCUUCUCCAACUACAACCACAUCUGCUCCAACCACAACCACAGCGGCUCCAACCACAACCACAGCUGUUCUAAGCACAACCACAGCGGAUCCAACCACCACCACAUCUGCAUCAACUACAACCACAUCAGAUACAACCACAACCACAGCUGCUCCAACCACAACUACAGCUGUGCCAACCACAACCACAUCAGCUCCAACCACAACCACAGCUGUUCCAACCACAACUACAGCUGUGCCA